This is a messenger RNA of Phytophthora infestans T30-4, 1754 nucleotides long. RefSeq names its product folylpolyglutamate synthase, putative. Gene Ontology annotation, molecular function: tetrahydrofolylpolyglutamate synthase activity; dihydrofolate synthase activity; ATP binding. The coding region runs from base 33 to 1754 and encodes 573 amino acids. The transcript has a single exon. The record is from RefSeq and is a predicted model, not a curated record. Gene Ontology annotation, biological process: folic acid-containing compound biosynthetic process. NCBI's taxonomy places the organism in Eukaryota, Oomycota, Peronosporomycetes, Peronosporales, Peronosporaceae. Gene Ontology annotation, cellular component: mitochondrion; cytoplasm; cytosol.
UCAAGUUCUCAGCGUCAACUUCAGACACGACCAUGGCGCUGCGAAGAGCGUCGCAACGCAGCUCUGAGACCGCCCGAUGGCAGCUGCUUCGCUCAUACACGGCGUUAUCCCGUGCACAAUUCCGCCAUGCGCCGGCGCCCGCGGCUUUCGCGCGCUCCGAGCCGCUAUCGCUUAGCAGCUCCGGUGUUCUCACGGCCCCCGCAGGCGCCAACUCGCUGCUACUGGACAGCGCGCGCUUCAUAUCGCAGCGACCAGCUCGCCGUAACAGCAAUGGAGACAUCAGCAAGGAAGAGAAUAUAGCCAAAGCGGCAGCGGAAACCUCCGCCACCUACGAGAUGUUGCUACAACGGCUGUACCAGGUGAACCGCUUCUCAGCUGUCAAGCUCGGACUCGAGAACAUGCAGAAACUGAACGCAGCCUUUGGAGACCCAGCCUCGCAAUUUGAGAUCAUCCACGUUGCAGGCACCAACGGCAAAGGAUCCGUGGCGUUCAAGGUGGCCAAGGCGCUCGAGCGCUCAGGACAUAAGACGGGGCUAUUCGUGUCGCCGCACGUCGCUUGUUUCCGCGAGCGCGUGCAAGUCAACGGUCAGCUUAUCUCCGAGAGCGACGUGUGCGACGCGCUGUCUGAAAUCUUCAACAUCAGCGCACAACUCCGGAUCCCAGCCACGUUCUUCGAGAUUACCACUAUGCUGGCCUUCAUGCACUUCGCCAAACAGGGCGUAGAUUGUGUCGUGCUGGAGACAGGCCUCGGUGGUCGAUUGGACUCGACAAACAUUGUGACACCGGCCUUGUCAGUGAUCACAUCCAUUGGCCUCGACCACACGCGCAUUCUGGGCAACACUCGUGAGGCCAUUGCACGUGAGAAGGCAGGCAUUAUCAAGGCAAACGUGCCAGUUGUGGUAGGACCAAAUACGCCUGUAAAUGUAAUGAUGGAGUUCGCAGCGCGGAAUAACGCCCCGCUUGUACGCGUGCCUCUCCAAGCGGACUUUGAUGAAGAUUAUAACGCCGAAAAUACGGCCAUCGCACGCGAAGCUUGCGUGCAGCUCAACACACUGCACAGUUUGAAGACCGGCCGUUCCCGUGCAGCCCAGAAACUCUGUGUCGACUUGACGAACAAACGCGUUAAUGCUGCGCUCGAGGCACGUCCUCCGUGUCGGUUCCAGGUGCUGCAUCUCAUGCGCCCCAACUCGAAGGAACGCAAGAUGACAGUAGUGCUGGACGUGGCGCACAACCCGCAGGCCAUCGACAAGCUGGUAGGACUCUUGCACAAGCAGUUCCCCGACAAGAAAUUCCGGUUCGUGUGUGGCUUCUCGGCUGACAAGGCCAUCAACAAGGUGCUGGAUAAGAUUACGGAAGUGGUCCGUGACACCCACCCGGACGAGAGCGACGAGGAGCUGCAGGAGCGAAUCCACUUGGUUAAGGCCAACCACCCUCGUGGGGCGUCACUUGAAGAAAUUAAUGGAGCGUUAGCGAGUGCCACUGCUGAGGGUGAGGAGCCUCGUGUAUACGGCACCAUUUCCACAAUCAAAGACGGCGUGAAUGCCGCGCUGGCCGCAUCGCGCGCAUCGUCCGACGACGAGGUAGUUGUGGUGUGUGGCAGUGUAUUCCUUAUGGCGGAGGCGCGCCAGGCACUCGGCCUAAAGGAACCAAUCGACAGCGCAGCACUCAACGCGGUAGCGGGCUUGCACCUAUCGACCCCCGAACACCGCAUCGCCGUAGCGGAGCAGGAAGCCGAGGUGGCCGCGGCCACAUAA